Messenger RNA from Exophiala spinifera, 702 nucleotides. RefSeq lists its product as uncharacterized. Bases 1 to 702 code for a protein of 233 amino acids. The record is from RefSeq and is a predicted model, not a curated record. The transcript has 2 exons. Lineage: Eukaryota; Fungi; Ascomycota; Eurotiomycetes; Chaetothyriales; Herpotrichiellaceae.
AUGCGCUUUCUCUCCACCGCAGUGGCAGCGCUCUGCGCAACUGUUGUUGCGGCUCAGAACAAUGCCAUCAGCAUUCCUGCCGGCCAAAGCACUCUCGACGUCACGGCUGGUCAGCCUCUCACCAUCCAGUGGACCGACCCGUCGAGCGGAACUGUCACGAUCAAGCUGCAACAAGACCCCAUUACCCCUGACGGAGGCAUCACACUUGCUUCUGGCGUGCCUGCGUCCGAUGGUACUGCGACCCUUGACAUCCCCCCGGCCGAUGAAGUGAACUCCCACCUUUAUACCAUUGAAAUCAUCGACGAUACCGAUACCACAAACAUCAACUUCUCCCCCAACUUCGGCAUCCAAGGUGCCACCGGGACUGGCGUUGCAUCUGCUUCGACCGCCUCGAGCACCGGCACUGCUAGCACGGGAUCCGCAACGGGAUCUUCCACUGCUUCUGCCAGCAACUCUACCAGCACCGAUUCCUCGUCGACGUCAACCGAAUCAUCCGCCGCAACCACCUCGGGCUCGAGCUCGAGCUCAAGUUCGGAAUCGGCGGCAGCGAGCACAACCUCAUCCUCGGGAAGCUCAGCCACAUCUUCCUCGGCUUCUCCCAGUGAGACAACCACUGCUCCCGACUCCAACAGCGGCGCCACUGGCCUCAAGGUGCAAAGCGGUUUCCUUGCCAUGGUUGUUGGAGCCAUUGCAGUCUUGUAA